GUAUCCUAUCUCUGCGUGGUUUUCUUCACCCUUUCUCGCUCGUUCGCGCUCAUUCCCGCUCUCGCCUCGCGCCCACCGCUACGAUUGGCUAGACCAGGAAUAAGGCCCGCCUUUAAGCGUGAAGUAUGACGGGAGACGUAGUUUCUUGCGUAGUGUGCACAUGCGUGCGGGGAAGAUGAGUGGAAGGCGCAGCAGGAGCCACUCGGCUCGUGUGGAAAACUCUGGUUCUCCCGUCAACGGAGAAGCGGCCAAGAAGCGAGUCAAGCAAGAGGUUCGCGCGGAGUUUUCUGCAGCCCUGAGAGAGCCGGCCCUGAAGGAGAAGGUGACCGCGGCUUGGGCCUGCCAGAAAGCGCUUGACCACGAGGCCAUUGUCUUAGAUCCUGUUCCUUUCCAUCACUGUGUCAUCCCAAACUUCUUCCAGAAUGAGGACUUUUCAGAAGGUCUGCAAAAGGAACUUUUGAGCCUGGAUUUCCAUGAAAAGUGCAAUGACUUGUACAAAUUCAAGCAGUCUGAUGACCUGAAGAACAGAGGAGGGCCUUACAUCGCUGCUUUAAGAAAAGUUCUCUUUGAAGAGUUCCAGUCUUGGCUUUCUGAUGUAACCCAAGUGGAGCUGGAGCCAACCAUUGAUCUGUCCUGUGCCAAAUAUGAAUAUACAGAUGCCUUGCUCUGUCACGAUGACGAGUUGGAGGGACGGCGAAUUGCUUUCAUCCUUUACCUUGUACCACCGUGGGGUAAAAGUGAUGGAGGUACCCUGGAUCUGUUCAGCACAGAUGAUAACUUCCAACCUUUGGAGAUUGUCAAGUCUGUGGUCCCUUCAUGGAACUCGCUCACUUUCUUUGAAGUAUCACCAGUCUCUUUCCAUCAGGUGGCUGAAGUUAUUUCCGAAGGGAAGUGCCGCUUGUCUGUGAGCGGCUGGUUUCACGGUCCCUCGGUGGCAAGGCCAGUGCGCUAUGUGGAACCACUUUUGCCACGGAGCCCUCACCUCCCUCGUGAUCACGAAAUUUUAUAUGAUUGGAUCAAUCCAGUUUAUCUAGACAUGGAUUCCCAGGCCCAGAUCCAAGAGGAGUUUGAAGAUCGGUCUGAGACCCUGCUAAAGGAUUUUCUCAAGAGAGAGAAAUUUCAGCUCAUCUGUGAGGCUCUGAAGAAGGACGGACUCAAAUGGAGCAGCAGGGGGCCCCCUAACAAAAGGCAUUAUGACAAAGCUGAAGAGGAGAGCCUGCCGGACAUUUUGAAAAAUUGCAUGGAGCUAUUCCGCUCAGAAGCCUUCUUCCUGCUCCUUUCCAACUUCACAGGCUUGAAGCUGCACUUUCUAGCUCCUGGGGAAGAAGACGAUGAAAAGGAAGGGGAAGGAGAAAUUGCUGCAGGCGGGGAUUCUUCCAGAUGCACACAAGGAGAAAGCAGCCAAGAGGAAACUGGCAGUCAGGAGUACACAGAGGCACAUGGGAGCAUCUCGGACAACAAGGUCAACAGAGUGUGUGACUCAAGUGUCCCUCUGUGUACUGGAGAGCUGAGGCAUUGGACCAAAGGUUGCUACACUCUAGUCCAUGAUGCUGAAACAACAGAGUUCUCCCUAGAUCUGCUGCUCUUCUGUGGGUGUGAAGAUUGGGACGUGGAGUAUGGUGGCUUUACUUCAUACCUUGCAAAAGAUGAAGAUGAAGAGCUGCUGCUGAUCACUCCAGAGAUGAACUGUUUGGCCUUGGUUUAUAGAGACCCAGAGUCGCUGAAAUUUGUGAAGUAUAUCAACCACCGUUGUUUGAAGCAAACAGGCAGAGAGACAGAGCAAACUAGAUUCUGGGACAUUUGCUUUGUUUACUAUGAAUGACAGUUGCCACAUGGACUCAAAGAGUUGUAUAGUUGGGUCCCGAGGGUCAUCCAGUCCGAUCCUCUGCAAUGCAGGAAUCUCAACUAUGACAGAUGGCCAUCCAACCUCUGCUUAAAAGCCUCUAAGGAAGGAGAGACCACCACCUCUCAUGGGAGUCUGUUCCACUGUCAAACAGCUCUUGCAGUCAGAAAGAUCUUCCUGAAGUUGAGUGGGAAUCUCCUUUGAAGACAUUGGUUCAGGUCCUAGCCUUUGGAGGAGAAAACAAGCUUGCUCCAUGUGACAGCUCUUUAGAUAUGGCUAUUGCAUAAUACCCACCUCCCUCAGCUGUUCCUCAGCAGGCCUGGCUUCCAAACUGCUGAUUGUCUUGAUCAUCCCCUUCUGCACAUGUUCCAGCUUGUCAAUAUCCUUUGUAAAUUGUGGCACCCAGAACUGGACAGAGGACUCUUGGUGCAGCUGGUUCUUCCCAAAGAGAGGUAGGAAUGCUGCUGGUCUACCUGCACUCCGUAAACAAAUGUGGUAUUGGAGGAACCUAGGACAGUACCCCUGAGCAACUUCAACGUUUACAUUAAGGCUGCAUCAAGUUCUCACCAGUCCAAUACAUAGGAUAGGGAGCAAAACCUGCACCUCAUCUUUGCUGCAAGUGGAGAGGGUGGUCUGAAUGAGCUCUGCUGUCAGAAAUCAAGUUUGCAAGCUGAAACCGUAUAGGGAAACCAAGAUUAUGAAAAGAGGGCUUCAUUUUCAUCUAA
Molecule: messenger RNA, 2568 nt
Organism: Podarcis raffonei (Aeolian wall lizard)
Lineage: Eukaryota; Metazoa; Chordata; Lepidosauria; Squamata; Lacertidae
Gene: OGFOD1
Product: 2-oxoglutarate and iron dependent oxygenase domain containing 1
Exons: 13
Coding region: 161-1822 (553 amino acids)
Biological process (GO): peptidyl-proline hydroxylation; regulation of translational termination
Cellular component (GO): cytoplasm
Molecular function (GO): L-ascorbic acid binding; peptidyl-proline dioxygenase activity; iron ion binding
Source: RefSeq, a predicted model, not a curated record